Molecule: messenger RNA, 1490 nt
Organism: Oncorhynchus tshawytscha (Chinook salmon)
Lineage: Eukaryota; Metazoa; Chordata; Actinopteri; Salmoniformes; Salmonidae
Gene: plaat1
Product: phospholipase A and acyltransferase 1
Exons: 5
Coding region: 279-815 (178 amino acids)
Biological process (GO): N-acylphosphatidylethanolamine metabolic process
Cellular component (GO): cytoplasm
Molecular function (GO): glycerophospholipid phospholipase A1 activity; A2-type glycerophospholipase activity
Source: RefSeq, a predicted model, not a curated record
UCAUCUGUCAAAGUCGAUACCAUACCACGACGUAUGCACAUGAAACACUACCUGCCUGCAGGACCUCAAGCACUGCUUCAAUUUUCACCAAGCAAUCAGAGGGACUCCAAUCCGAAGAAGUUCGAUUUUUCCCUCAGAUAACCGACCAUCACAAGGACUUGGAUUUAAUUAUUUCCCUCAUCUGACUUUCAAAACGUGCGGCUAUAAAUCAUGGAGCAUUAAAAUGGAGAGGAAGAAAAAGGUGUUAGUGUUCGAAAUUUGUGGAAGCAUGAUGUGGGAUGGAUAGAAAAAGUGCAACCUCUACUAUGGCCUCUAAUGACCCCAACCCUCUUGACCCCCCUGGGACCCCCCAGCCUGGUGACCUCAUUGAGAUCUUCAGACCGGCCUAUCAGCACUGGGCUCUGUACCUGGGAGAUGGUUAUAUCAUCAACUUGACACCUGUUGAUGAGAGUCAGGCUGCAGCCAUCUCCAGUGUGAAGUCAGUGUUCAGUCGAAAGGCAGUGGUCCGAAUGCAGCUUCUAAAGGAAGUGGUUGGAGACGACUCGUACCGGGUCAACAACAAAUACGACGACGACCACACUCCAUUGCCUGUCGAUGACAUAAUUCAGCGAUCUCAAGACCUCAUUGGCCAGGAGGUGUCUUAUGACCUGUUGGGCAGUAACUGCGAGCACUUUGUCACCUUGCUGCGCUAUGGGGAGGGGGUAUCUGAGCAGGCCACACGGGCCAUUGGAGCUAUCAGUUUGGUGACAGCUGCAGCAAGUGCCUUCUCUGUUCUUGGACUGAUCAACACACGCUCCAGAAACCGACCCUUCUGAAGCCCCUCAACAACAGCAGCACUGUCCUUCUUUUGGUUAAGAGGAUUGAUGGAUACUCAUCUUUACCCACUGUCAUAAAACAUGGAUGCAAUGACCUUUUGUAUCAUCAUUUGUAUGAGGCCAAGCAGACAAAGUACUGUAUACAGUAGAGAUGUUGCCAACAUUACAAUUAAUGGAGUAUCUUGCUGGAGAUACACAUUUGGAGAUGUUCAAAGGAUUGGUUGUGUGAGAAUGAAGUUAUAAUGAAAUGUAAAAUGUAACAAAAGAAUAAUCAAUAAAGAACUGAAAUAGUAUCGCAUCCAUUACGAAAGGAGACUGCAGUUAGAGUGCAGUAUAACUACAGUAUGUUGCAAAUACUACGUCCAAAGCAACAGUUUUUUUUACUGCUAUAAUUUUGCAUUGUAACUGCAGUUAGAGUGCAGUAUAACUGCAGAAUAAUGGAGCAGUUGAACUGCAGUUAUACUGCAAUUACUGCAUCCAAAAUACCACAGUCAACUGCAGUUACUGCAUGUUUACUACAGUUUCAAAAACAUUUAUUCUUUAUUAUGUUGGGUUUGAUUCUUCAUAUAAUACAAUCUUGUCAAGCACAGACAGUUUAAAACAUCAUCUAAAAUUCUAACGUAGAAAAACUGACAAAACGAAUUGAAUAAUAAUCAAAAACAAUGUAACGUGAAU